AUGGGCAAUCAGCAACGUAAAGGACAACAUCAGCACAACCAUCAUAGUCAUCGUCAUGGGGGUUCAAAAUAUGAAAUCCAUAAUACUUCUGAUCACUCUUAUACUCUCAGUCCAUAUCAUUGUCAACAAGUUUCAAGUAAUGAUCACAAUUUUAGUUACAGUACGAAACAUACUUUAUUGAAGACAACACCACCAUUGCCUAUUUAUAAUGGAAGUAAAUUCGAGCACUAUAAUCAAGAUCAUGCUGUUAAAAAGUAUCAUGGACUGUUUCCCAAACGACCAUCUUCAAAACUUGAAUAUCCAAAAACCCAUUAUGUUCUUGACCAAUAUGGAAAGAAUCAAGUUGUACUAUCAACUCAUCAUGGACAACCGAUUCAAAAACAACUCAAACGUUUAGAACCUAAACGAAGUCAAUCAUGCGAAAAUCUUUUUCAACUAAAUCAUAAUUAUGACAAAAAUCAGCGUUAUUCACGGACACCAGUUACACAAAAGAAGAUGCUAACAAAUGUUGAAAAUACAAUAGUAAAGGAACCACCAAAACAAAAAUUAUGUUCACAAAUGAGUCGCUCUACUGAAGAUCUGAGUAGUAGUGCAACAGCGAAAAACACGGCACAAAAGAUGCAAUAUAGAACUGGAGCACCGCUUGUUGCAAAACUUAGCCGAUCAUUUGAACAGUUACCGGACAUUAAAACGUUCGUAAAAACCCAUCGACAUUAUGGAAAUCGUUCACCUCAAAAAAUGGGUGUACGUUACAAACGAAGUCAGUCAUGUUCUAAUAUUCAAGAUUCUAAUAUUAAAACAACUUGGACUUAUAAUUUUUCUCAACCUGCAGGAGAUUUCACAAAUAGAUCAUAUUCGCCAUUGUUUUCGUUAGCAUUAUUAGAUCUAAAUAUUAAACGAUUUAAAAUUAAACAAGAAAUCGGAAAAGGGCAGUUUGGAACAGUGUAUCAGGCAAAAUUUGAUGGAAAAGAGGAUGUUGCUCUGAAAACGUUGAAUGCAAAUUUCCAAUCAACAGAGUUGAAUGACCCGCUUCUGAUGAAAGAACUAACGAAUGAAGCCAAUAUCAUGACAAAAUUACACCAUCCAAAUCUGUUAAAAAUAAUCGGUAUUACAUUUUUAAACAACAAUCUUUGUCUUAUUACCGAUUAUAUGCGAAAUGGUUCGUUGAAGGAUUACUUUCAACGAAACAAAUACUUAUUUACACAAAUGAGUCAUACUGAGAUUAAUAAACGGUUGAAUAACUUCGCCAUGCAAAUUUAUCAGGCAAUGGCUUAUUUAGAACAAAAAUCCAUUGUUCAUCGAGAUUUGGCGGCAAGAAAUUGUCUAGUAGGAGCUGAAGAUCAGUUGAAAGUCGGCGAUUUUGGAUUAGCCAGGUAA
Messenger RNA from Didymodactylos carnosus, 1377 nucleotides. The record is from the annotation of a GenBank genome assembly. NCBI's taxonomy places the organism in Eukaryota, Metazoa, Rotifera, Eurotatoria, Philodinida, Philodinidae.